Molecule: messenger RNA, 1377 nt
Organism: Uncinocarpus reesii 1704
Lineage: Eukaryota; Fungi; Ascomycota; Eurotiomycetes; Onygenales; Onygenaceae
Product: tyrosyl-tRNA synthetase
Exons: 3
Coding region: 1-1377 (458 amino acids)
Biological process (GO): tyrosyl-tRNA aminoacylation
Cellular component (GO): mitochondrion; cytosol
Molecular function (GO): ATP binding; tyrosine-tRNA ligase activity; RNA binding
Source: RefSeq, a predicted model, not a curated record
AUGCAUCUCCAGCUCAAGAGACUUGGCUUGUCGUUCGAAAAGUAUGGCGCGAAGCAUGGAUUUGAAUAUGAGUGGGCGUGGAGACGAGUUUUGGAGAACAACAACACAUGGUGGAACAAACAGACGUUCGCGGAUGUGAUGACGACUCUUGGUCAAGCAGUGAGAUUGGGGCCGAUGCUGGGUCGUGAUAAUGUCAAAUCCCGCUUAGAAGAUGGCAGUGGCAUGUCACUUGCAGAGUUCUGCUAUCCUAUCAUGCAGGCAUGGGAUUUUUGGUAUCUCUUCCAACACGGAACACAGAUCCAGGUCGGAGGAUCCGAUCAAUACGGCAAUAUCCUGUUCGGAAUCGAUGCCAUUAAAGGCAUCCUAAAAAACAACCCAAACAGCGAAUUCGCACCAAAGCCCGGCGAAGACCCAGACCUCGUCAAUCCCAUUGGAAUUACUACUCCUCUUCUAACGACAUCGUCCGGUGAGAAGUUUGGAAAAUCAGCUGGGAAUGCCAUUUGGCUUGACAAAGACAUGACAUCAUGCUAUGACCUGUACCAGUAUUUUGUUCGCCUUCCUGAUUCCGAUGUUGAGCGAUACUUGAAGUUGUUCACGUUCAUACCCACUUCCGAGAUUAAAACGCUUAUGGAAAAGCAUAAUGAGAACCCUUCGAAGCGACUAGCUCAACAUAAGCUUGCCGUCGAAUUUGUGGAAAUUAUCCACGGAUCCAAUGAAGCCCAGAAGGCUGCAAGAGACCACGCCCUAAUCUUUGUUUCCAAGUUUGCGGACAAGACCGGUGAUAAAGCAGCGCCUGACAGUGAAGAUGAACCGCGCCAGCAGAAAUUACAUAUGUUUGACAUGCCAUCUCCUCACGUGACGCUUCCACGAUCCCUGAUUUACAACCAGUACUUUCAUAAAGUAUUAUGGUCCGCCGGGUUGGUGUCCAGCAAAGCUGAAGGUUUUCGUCUAAUUGUAAACAACGGCGUGCACGUUGGGAGCCAGGCAGAUUCGAAGCAAUCUAUGGGCGACGCCAUUUCCUAUGUCCCUGUCAAGACGUGGCCGCCUAACAUUACAGAGAAGUUCAUUAUUGACGACUCGCUGCUGAUCCUAAAGGUUGGAAAAUGGAAAGUCAAGAUUAUCAAGGUCGUGUCUGAUCAAGAAUAUGCCAAGAUGGGUUUGGAAGCACCUGGAUGGGGAGAAGUAGAAGCAAAGGGAGAACGUGAAGCGGAUAAGGAGCUGUUCCAGAGCAAGCAAAAGCUCGGUGGCCAUCGCGUUAAAUUACCUCUCUUUGCUCAGCAGAGUAAGCCAGCGAUUAAGACUUGGAAACCAGGGCAACAAGACACGGUCAUUAAACCGAACGAAGAGGAAGCUAUAGAGGUUGGACGAAAGAACUGA